Racocetra fulgida is the source of this 203-nucleotide messenger RNA. The record is from the annotation of a GenBank genome assembly. NCBI's taxonomy places the organism in Eukaryota, Fungi, Glomeromycota, Glomeromycetes, Diversisporales, Gigasporaceae.
UACGGAGCCACCACCACUAUUUCAACCAAGCCCACAACUACCACAAUCUCAACCAAAUAUGCAACUACCGUCACUAUCUCAACUAAGUUCACAGCUACCACAACUAAAUUUAUCUUCACCUUCUUCAUUAAAUACACAGCUACCAUCACUAACUCAACCAAUUUUAUCACCAUCCUCAUAUUUCCAAACACAAGCACCAUUAG